Musca domestica (house fly) is the source of this 1039-nucleotide messenger RNA. RefSeq names its product alpha-tocopherol transfer protein-like. The coding region runs from base 17 to 946 and encodes 309 amino acids. The transcript has 3 exons. The record is from RefSeq and is a predicted model, not a curated record. Gene Ontology annotation, cellular component: membrane. Gene Ontology annotation, molecular function: phosphatidylinositol bisphosphate binding. Lineage: Eukaryota; Metazoa; Arthropoda; Insecta; Diptera; Muscidae.
AUACACAUGAAGAACGAUGCCACAAAUAGAACCACUAACACCGGAAUUGCAAAAAAUUGCCAUGGAAGAAUUGGGCGAGGUGCCCGAUAGAAUACCACAAGAUUUGAUGGCACUAAAAACGUGGAUAGAACAACAGCCCCAUUUGAGAGCACGCACAGAUGAUCAGUUUCUGAUACAAUUUUUGAGAGGUUGUAAAUAUAGUUUGGAAAAGGCUAAAGUCAAGAUUGAUUUAUAUUUCUCCAUGAAGACCAAAUAUCCACAAAUGCUGGCAGUUACGGAUGUGGAUGAUGCUAGAUUUAAGGAAAUUCAUAAUACAGGGUGCUUUACCCUAUUACCAACGCCCUUGAACGAAAAUGGUCCCCGAAUCCUGUUCUAUCAAUAUAAUUAUGAUCCUGAUAAAAUGAGCAUAGAAGAUAUCUAUCUUCCCACCAGUGCCAUGUUGGAAUUGACCCUGCUCAAUGAUCCCUAUGCUGGCAUACAUGGAUUUGUGUAUAUUUUUGAUUUUGAAAAACUAACAGCAAGACAUUUAUUACAACUAACACCGAGUAUCUGCAAAAGAGUGGUAACAUAUUUGGAGAAGUCUCUACCACUUCGGGUGCGCGGAGUUUAUUUUAUUAAUAUUCCCGCGGCAGCUCAACCAAUAUUGAAAUUUACCAUUUCAUUGUGUUCGGAGAAAAUACAAAAGAAGAUGCAUGUCCUGGGCCAUGGCAUAAAGGACUUGAUCAAACACAUACCCCUAAAAUAUUUGCCCAAAGAUUAUGGCGGCGAAAAUGGUCUGUGCAGUGAGUUAACACAGGAAUAUAUCAAAGUUUUGGAACAGUAUCGUGAUCACUUCAAAGAAAAUACAAAAUAUGGUACUGACGAGCAUUUGCGAGUUGGUGAAAAGUUCGAUUUGGAUGGCCUGUAUGGAGUGGGUGGAUCUUUUCGUCAGUUGGUAGUGGAUUAACAUGGAAUAAAGAUGGAGAAGGAAUAUACACUAAUUUCGAUAAAUGAUGGAGAUUUUAUUGUCAUAACCCUUUGUUGAGGAGUGUGUUGAGUU